UAUUCUGCGGAAGAAGGAUGCUAAGGACAUGGCUCAACUCAGAUAGCCCCGUGUGUACAAAAAGCUACAAAAAGAUGAACUCUCUCCGGUGGAAAACAUGGGCGUGGGGACAAUGGCUCGUCCUGAUCGUGAUCUUGGGAUGUUGUUUGAGGCCAGUGCAAUGCUUUGGUGGGAACCUGGACAGCGAAUUUACAUAUCUUUUACCACCCGGAAGAUCUGAGUGUUUUUUUCAACCUGCAAUCAAAAAUGGGACAAUGGAAGUCGAAUAUCAGGUGAUAGCAGGUGCUGGAAUGGAUGUGGACUUCUCCAUAAUCUCUCCGCAUGGCAUAAGUCUGUUCUUUGAAUCUCGACGCUCUGAUGGAGUUCAAGUGGUGGAACCCACAGAGGAUGGGGACUACCAGAUCUGCUUCGACAACAGUUUCAGCCGGUUUUCAGAAAAGUUGGUGUUCUUUGAGAUCAUCAUUGAGGGAAGAGGAGGUGAUGUGGGCGGAGAUGAUGAGUGGGCGGGGCUAGACGAGCCUGAAGGGAGCUUACUGGAGUACAAGCUUGAUGACAUUCGGGAGUCCAUGGACAGUUUGCACCGUCGUUUGGAGCGCAGUCGACAAAUGCAGGUAAUGUUGCGAGCGUUUGAGGCGAGGGACCGAAACCUUCUAGAGGACAACCUGUGGAGAGUGUCCUUUUGGUCCUGUGCCAGUGUGGUGGUCCUGCUGUGCGUGGCUCUCACUCAGGUUUACACUGUACGAAAACUGUUUGAUGAUAAGCGGAGAGUCUGCACAUAAAUGAACUCUUGCAGAGUUUUUAUACUGCAAUACUUUUAUCAGAUGGCUUGUGUCUGAAUCUGUACAAUCCAAAUUGCAAUGCAUUUGGAAAAAAAAGUCACAAAAUACUGAUGUGAAACUUCGUGGUGGUUAGGAAAAUUAUGCAGUUUAUUCCUUAAACGAUCGUAGAGGAAACUAUUGUGCAAUAGAAUGUUCAUAUUUUAAUGUGCAUUUUCAUUUUGUUUUUGUUUUUUUUAGAAGCUUCAUCAAUAAAGUUUUGUUACUGACUGUGCCAGGGCAGCUGUGUGCUGUGGAGAUUUAAGAAUGUAAAAUUAUAUUUUUAUUUCAAGAAAAAAUUUACAUAUGCAAUGUGUCAAAUCAUUUGCAAGUUGUAAGUGUUGUACUGUUUCUGUUGUUUCACAAAGAAUAUACUUUGAAAAGGUACAGUGAUCACACCAGUUAACUGAAUAAAAGCCUUUUUUAUAAUACAAAA
Molecule: messenger RNA, 1251 nt
Organism: Boleophthalmus pectinirostris (great blue-spotted mudskipper)
Lineage: Eukaryota; Metazoa; Chordata; Actinopteri; Gobiiformes; Gobiidae
Gene: tmed1b
Product: transmembrane p24 trafficking protein 1b
Exons: 5
Coding region: 18-779 (253 amino acids)
Biological process (GO): intracellular protein transport; Golgi organization; endoplasmic reticulum to Golgi vesicle-mediated transport
Cellular component (GO): COPII-coated ER to Golgi transport vesicle; Golgi apparatus; endoplasmic reticulum
Source: RefSeq, a predicted model, not a curated record